AUGUGCCGGGUAGUUCCCGUCAAAGCACUCCACUGCCCCGAAUCGUCCGACACAAAUACCUACCUCAAGCGCCCCAGGGACAACACGACUAACCCAUUGUCCCGGACAAGCCCGUCCGCAAGGGACAUCUGCCCGAAAAUUGGGACCAACAAGAAAUCGAAGGCCCGAGCCUGGCCGUCUUUCGGAGAAUCAGCCUCAGACAGGAGCUCGAUGCCAGUGCCUUUAAUAAAGUCGAGAUCGUACUCGAGCUGGUGGGUGCCCAAAACGAGGCCCUUUUGGCCGUUAUUGAUGAGACUCUCAACCAUUACAUUUUCUGAGCGAGAUAAUCCUUGUCCACGCGCCGCGCGCCUCCCCGCCGGAAUUGGACCCUCAGAGCGAGCUCCACCACGAGUCGCUGAUGUUCUUCGCCUCCGGCUGCUCCAGAUUACCAAUCAACUCACGGUUUCUUCUGGCUUCCCGGUAGGCCAGGCCAUGGUCGGAGUGGCGGAGGCUCCGUCUGCCGCAGAUGGCUGCUAG
This is a messenger RNA of Striga asiatica, 516 nucleotides long. The record is from the annotation of a GenBank genome assembly. Lineage: Eukaryota; Viridiplantae; Streptophyta; Magnoliopsida; Lamiales; Orobanchaceae.